Dermatophagoides pteronyssinus (European house dust mite) is the source of this 1136-nucleotide messenger RNA. RefSeq lists its product as uncharacterized. The record is from RefSeq and is a predicted model, not a curated record. Lineage: Eukaryota; Metazoa; Arthropoda; Arachnida; Sarcoptiformes; Pyroglyphidae.
ACCACACUUUUCUCUCAGUGAGUAUACAUACAACGUUUUUAAAAAUUCUUAGUGUCAUCAUUUCAUCAGCCAACAUUAUUAGAUAGACCAAAAAUGAACGAUUCAAAUGAAAGUGAAAAAAUGAAUGAAAAUGAAGAUGAAAAAAUGAAUGAAAAUGAAGAUGAAAGUGAAAAGAAAGAUUUUGUUGGAAAAUCUUUAGAAAGUGUUUUGGGAGGAAUCAAGGGUCAAUCCCGAUUCGCUUUUAUUACAAAAAAAAAUUUUAGUAGAGAAACUGUUGCUGGAAUCCGUGAUAUGAAUUUAGGAUCUAUCAAGAAUGGAAAACCAAUUGGAAAACCGGUUAUUCGUUUCGAUAAAGGAUUACCAUCCAAAACUACACUUAACAAUCUAUCACCUGGCCAACCAAUCCCACCAAGCAAACCACAUAUAAAUAUUGAUCCAAAAGGAUUUUCAAGUGCUAAAAAUCCACAUAUCUAUGUGAAUGAAACAGUUAUUAAUGGUGCACAAACAUUUCAGAAAAUUUGUGAAUACGCUGGACCAGUUUUGACUGUUGGCGCAGUGGCUAUCGAAGCUUGGAGAUUAAAGUCAGCUUUUUCAGAUGAUCUGGAAAUUAAAAAUAAUAAAGAUGAAAUUAUUAAAGAAUUAAAAGAUGCUAUCAGGCAAUUGAAAAACGAUUUGAAAACCGAAACUGAUGAAGAGACAAAAAAAUUGAUUGAAAAGAAACUAGAAGAAUGUCGAAAAUGUCUAAAAGAGAUGAAACGAAAUUUUCCAAAGACAGUGAAAAAAGGAGCUGAAAUUGCUGGUGGCUGGACAGGUGGAUUUGCUGCCGGUACCGCUGGUUCAUCAGCUGGUUUUCAAAUUGGCGCAACGGUUGGUACAUUUGUUGGUCCUGCUGGAACUGUUGUAGGAGGAAUAGCUGGCGCAUUAAUUGGAGCUAUCGGAGCAGGAAUAGCAGGCGGUUAUGGUGGAACUUGUGCCGCUGGAUAUUUAGCCGAAAAAGGUAUGGAAUAUUUUGAUAGUGAUGAAGAUGAUGAAGAAGAUGAAAAUGAAAACGAAAAAAAUAAAGACGAUGCAGAUGAAGAAGAUAAAAAAGAAAACGAUAAAAAUGAAGACGAUGAAGAGAAAAAGGAUAUUUGAUU